CAUCAAUCUCUAGAUCCGGCGAGAACACUGUCGAAUUUGUGUGGUAUCUGAUAAAAGAUGGAAACUCCCGAGAUAUACACAUACGACCAGAGACACUGCUUUCGCCUGCCUGCCGGAUCGCACCGAGUGCUAUAUACGUUGUCGAUAAACCCUCCCGCACGUGGAAAAUUGAUGCCAUUUCUAAUUAUGCUCAUCUCUAAUGCCCUCCAUUUGGAGCGGUAUACUUGUUAUUAUACAGACUUGUAAUACAUUCAUAGUCGUUGACCCACGAAAUCAAAGUAGAGGCAUUUGCUUGUAGCCAUGGCGAUAGGUGACGAUGAUCGCGGCCCGGAGAUGUUCGAUGUGACAGUGUCUCUAUUAGCGGCAGCAACGGUUUCGGUGGUGUUGAGAUGCUACGUGAGAAUAUUUAUGCUCAAGUCAUUCAGAAUAGAGGACUGGAUGGCACUGGCGACACUGGCCUCCUUCGCAUUCCUCUGCGCCUGUGUUUUCUUGAGCGUCGAGAACGGUGCCGGCAAACACCUCUUGGCAGUAAACUUUGCCGACCUCCCCAACGCCCUAAUGGCCCGCUGGCUCGGUGAGAUAGCUUACAUCUUGACGUCGGUUUUCCUCAAGUUCACCGUGGGCAUCUUCCUUCUGCGCAUCUGCUCGCACCGCUGGCAGACCACAGUCAUCUGGGCCGUGCUGGCCAUCGUGUCGAUGUUUAAUAUCGUGUACCUGUUCAUCGCCAUCUCGCAGUGCCAGCCCGUCGACUACUUCUGGAACCGGGUAUCCUCCCUCGGGGCCAAGGGAAGCUGUGUCUCCAAGGAGCUGGCGAGCGGCUCGACAUACGCGGCGACCGCGGUCAACGCUUUUGCGGACUGGACGCUUGGCCUGCUACCUAUUGCGCUGGUUUGGAAUCUAGAGUUGAACAGCCGUACGAAGUGGAGUAUUGCUGGUAUAUUGGCUCUGGGUAUUAUCGCCUCGACAGCAACAAUAGUCCGCAUCCCGUACGUCUGGCAGCUGACGCACAGCAUCGACUUUCUGUACGUCUUCACCGACUUCACCAUCUGGAGCACGGUCGAGAACGGCGUGGGCAUCAUCGCGUCCUCGAUCGCGACCCUGCGCCCCCUGUUCCGCAAGGCCCUGGACAUGACCGUGCGCCGCAGCACCACCACGGCGCUACCACCACCACAUCAUCACAUUAUGCUUCGCCGCUCCUCCUCCACGACGGCCAGGCGAUCGACGAACUCGGUAAGGAGCACCGCGUUCCACUGCCGCGGCCUGAGCUACGACUACGACAUCGAGAAGGGCGUGGCGCGGCCUCCUCCUCCUCCUCCUCAUGCCAGGAAGGUCGUCGUCAGCGGCGAGGUGAGCUACAUCGAGAAGCCGAUGCCGGCCUAUGUGCAGCCAGGGGAGAAGGGGAAAGGGAGACAGACGAGCCCGCAGAGGGCCACGUAUGACUGCCAGAGCAGUACCAACAGCGGAUGGUCGUGGAACUCGAGAGAUCCCACGCGGGACUCGAGAAUCUCGAGGAACGACAAGAGUGUUGAGGAGUGGGUCGAGAACUGGGGCAAUUCGGCACGAUCAUCGAGGAGCCGGUUGAUGUCGGCGAAGAGGACUACUUGGUAGGACCGGCAAAAUAAAUGGCUUUAGUCGAUGGAAGGAUGUCUUGUCGACCCCCCCCCUCCCCUUUUUUUUUAAACUCUCUUAAAAGGUUAUAUGGAGUUCCGGAUCUGGGUAUGAGACUCAUGAUGUGAUUGGUGUACGACUUCAUGAGUAAAUUGAUGAAGAAUGAACAGGGAAAGGACAGGGCAGCGGCCAGCACUGCCGGGAAGGCACUCGCGUUACAUACACUCUUUUAUCAUGCUACGGAGCUCUGGCGUACAGCAUCAAAUACCCCCCAGGUGGUCCGUUGGGCCCCCGACGUUCGUUUAGAAAAUUAGACUGUACACUGUACAUUAGACAAUGGGGCUACAUAGCGCUCGUUUGGAGUCGAAUCACUGACUAUAUAAUUAUAUGAAUGAGAAUCAAUGUGAAUACAAC
This is a messenger RNA of Truncatella angustata, 2022 nucleotides long. RefSeq lists its product as uncharacterized. The transcript is spliced from 3 exons. The coding region runs from base 301 to 1608 and encodes 435 amino acids. The record is from RefSeq and is a predicted model, not a curated record. Lineage: Eukaryota; Fungi; Ascomycota; Sordariomycetes; Amphisphaeriales; Sporocadaceae.